Trametes versicolor FP-101664 SS1 is the source of this 3474-nucleotide messenger RNA. RefSeq lists its product as uncharacterized. The record is from RefSeq and is a predicted model, not a curated record. Lineage: Eukaryota; Fungi; Basidiomycota; Agaricomycetes; Polyporales; Polyporaceae. The transcript is spliced from 4 exons. The coding region runs from base 1 to 3474 and encodes 1157 amino acids.
AUGAACAAGAACCCCUUUGCGACUGCGGCCUAUACUCAGCAACCUCCGCUUCCUCCUGGGCCGCCUCCUCCUCAGCCUGCACAACCUGAUUACUCUGCAUAUUGGGCAGCCGCCGCGGCCGCACAACAGGCUCAGCAGCAACCCGGUGCGGCUGCGGCCGCUGCUGCAUACGCGGCGCAAUGGAACGCGGCUCAGCCAGCUCAGCAGGCCGCUACUGCCGCCGCCGCCGCCGCCGCUCGUCCCGCUGACCAGGCGCACCUCUACGCAAACUACGGCUAUGGAGCGAAUUGGCAGGCGCAGCAACAGCGCCAACAGCACCAGCAACCCCAGCAGGCUUACCAGCAGCCUCCGGCCCCUGUUGUUCAGGCCCCACCUCCCCCGGCCCAACCCCAAUACAGCCCGUACCAGCCACAGCAAGCCGCGUACCAGCAGCCUUACGUCCCCCAAGCGACCCCUCAGGCGGUUCCUCAAGCGAUACCUCAGGCCGCAUACCAGCAGCCCCCCGCGCAACCCUUCCAGCAACCUCAGCAGUUCUUCCCGCAACAGCAGCAGCAACAGCAACAUCGACAGAACCGACCGCCCAUCGCUCAUCAUACUUCUCCACAACAGUUCCCACCCGCUAAGCGGCAACGCUUCGAUGGGCCAAACCAGCAUCGCGGGCCGCCUGUUCAGCCGCAGUUCCAGCCGCCUCCCCCUCCGCCUAUGCAGCAGCAGGGCGGGAUGUAUAACCAAAACCAGGGCCCGGGUCCGGGUCCGGGUCCAGGCCAAUAUACGAGGGGUGGUGCGCCGGGCAUGAACCCAGCUGGCGGACGCGGCGGGUACAAUGGGGGACGCGGGGGCGGCAAUAUGAACCCGCGUGGACGCGGUGGGUCGAUGAACAUACAGAGAGGAGGGACCCGCGGUCGCGGCGGUGGAAGCUACAAUAACAUGGGAACACGGGGCGGCGCACCACAAACUGGCAGUUUCCGUGGACACAACUCGAACCGCGGAUUUAACAAUAGGGACACGCGGAGAGGCGGCUCUUUCACCAACCAGGGCUACUCUCACGGUCAACAUCAGCAGCAGCAGAGCUACGGCCAUCACCAGAACAACUCCUCCUUCCGCGGGAGAGGUCAGGGCUACAGCUACUCCAGCCGAGGUGGCCGGCAUGAUGGAGCGGGGUCCGCCAGUGGUCGUGAAAGUGUCGGCGCGACGUCCGCGAGCUUCUCUUCUGGUAAGAAGGAUGAGAACAAGCGGACACUGACGGACUUUAAGAUCAUUGGGCUCAAGAUCCCCGAGCUGGAUUGGAGUUGGGGACUGUCUCCGGAGACUGCGACCACCGUGGUCAAGGAGGAGCCUAUUGCCACCGCUAUUCCCUCUGAAACACCAGCAGUCGUUGAAACCGCUGAUAGCGCCACUCCAGCUCCGGCUGAGGGUGCUACCACUGGGCUAGACGCUGCCGCUGUUGCUGCCGUUGCUGCCGCCGCGGCUCCUGUUCUUGAGGCUGCAGGCGUAAAGGACAUCGCAGCUUUGCUCGGUCCGCCUCCGUCACGCGUUCGGAUCUAUUUCCACACUCCUGUCACCCCUGACGAUGCGCACCCUAUCUCGUCCCAGUCUUCAGGUCUUAACUCCUCCAAUGCGCGGAAGGGGAAGCGCAAGAAGCUCGAGGAUGAUGAUGGCGACUACGAGGAGGGUCGGGGAGCCCCUCCACCCCCGCCUCAUGGUUCUGGUUUGGAUUCUUCUGCGGAUUAUGAAGGGGCAGGCCGCGACAGCGUAGCCCCGAGUGUCGCUGAGACCACCAGCGAGGGCGAUUGGCUCAUGGCUGCAAUUGGCGAAGAGGAGGGUGACGGCGACGGAGGGGAGAACCUUCACGUCAGCGAAGUCGAACAUUACCUGGAUAACGGCGAUGCCGGUGAAUUUGGCAAUGAGUAUGACCAAGGGGACGGGCACGACGGUGACCACGUCAUGGGCGACGAGGAUGCGCAGGGCUCGGAAGUGGACCCUGAUGACGAGACGUUCGCGAGCUUCAAUGCCAAUGGGCCAAAUGACCUCGCCGGGCAUCAUCUUCAGGUCAAUGGCAACAGCCAGGCCAAUGAUCCGUCACCCUCCUCUCAGGAGCAGCGUGACGGCGGCACUAACCCCGCUACGCAGCAGGGGAACUCAAACCAGAGCUCGCAGGAUACGAUUGCCUCUACUCCUUCUGUCCAGUUACCCGCUCAAGGCGGGACCGCUCCCCCAGCGGAUGCUUCUGCCGCUGCGGCGUCCACUGUGGUCGAGAACCAGGGUCCGAAUGCUGUUGCUUCGCAGUCCACUGACGCACAGGCUGCCCCCCCUCCUGCUCCCCGAACCGUGCCUUUGCAGGCGAUGGACUCUAUUGCCUCCACUGUACCCGAUACAAAUCAAGACGGUGGUCAAGGUUCUCCCUAUGCUUCUACGGUCAUCGAUGGUGGCGACGGCGCCGAACACAACGAGCACGAAUACGAGGCCACUCAGCCCGCAUACGAUCCAGAACACCCGUACGACCCGUCUGCCUCUCACGAUCCCAACGCCCCUGCGGAAGACGCCUCUGCGAACCCCGCUUUGCUCGGCGAUAAGGUUCCAUCCGCUAGUCGCUUGUCCGUGUCCUACGCGGGCGCGACGAAGCGUCUUGUUGUUGAUGCAGAGGUGGUGCCGAAGCUCAAGGUCUUCAGGGCCGAAGGCCGCAUCGAAGUCACCCUGCAGCUCCAGGAAGACGAGCGUGGCGGACUCAAGGGCAUCGCGAUGGAAGGCUGCUCAGAGGAAACUACCUAUGUUGCCCUCGACAUCUCGGAACAGCUCGAGAGCGAAGACCCAACCGUCCCACCGUUCUCCAAGGCCAAGGUCCCGUCAGAAAUCUCGCUGAUCUUGUACCUCGACAAAGAGAAACCGCUUUCCGAGCCACGCUGGGUGAAGACCGGCGACGUGCAGGAGUGGCUACGCAGCAUGUUCGGGCGCAUGUUCUGGGUCGCCGGCGACGCAGCCGACGGGUGGGAGAGGCGGAUCGAGGUCGCCGAUCCCGAUCCGGCACCGACGAUCUGGACGGUCCUCGAGUCCUGGGCGAGCAACUCGAACAUCGGGCAGGAGACGGAGCGCAAGCGCUUCUUGCGCACGCACAUGACCGAGACGGACAACAUCCUCGAGAUCCUCCUCCGCCUCGUGCGCGGCGAGCGCUCGACGUUCACGCAGAACGCGCCGCUCGCGCCCCCGUCCGUGUCGGGCCCGCUGCUCUCCGCGCUCACUCAGGGCUCCGCGCACGGCGCGCAGCAGACGCACGUCUCGCUCGCCGUGCUCGCGAUGUUCCGCCUCGCGGUAGACUUCGCGAGCAAGGCCGCGGGCGACAAGGGCAAGGCGGAGGCGGAGGAACACGUCGGCGAGAUUAUCCGCAGCCUGCCGUCGCACCUCGUCUACAAGAGUCUCGACGGCAUCUUCAAGGAGUGGAGGGUGGAGAAAAAGGGCGGCAGCAGACCGCCGGCCUGA